Molecule: messenger RNA, 1305 nt
Organism: Chironomus riparius
Lineage: Eukaryota; Metazoa; Arthropoda; Insecta; Diptera; Chironomidae
Source: the annotation of a GenBank genome assembly
AUGACUUACUGGUAUCCGCCGUCAUACUACAAUCAUUUCAUUGAGCAUCCAAUAUUGUGGAGUAACGAAAAGCGUCGCUGGGAAGAACGAAAGUUGGCUCGUGAAUGUUUUCAAGUGUGGCAAACGCAAAAGCAAAUAGAGCAUAGUGAAAAACUUAAGAAUCAAGCGGAGUCACCUCGAAAUUCCUUCACAUUGCCAAGAACGAAUGCUUCGCAGAAGGCAAAAUACUAUACGCCGGGUAUGUCAAACGCGAUAUCAGGUGGAAGUGGAGCUCCCAUCGUUUCAGAGUCGGGAAAACUUUUGGUUCCAUUGCACGAAGAUCCCAACAUAACAUUUAAAGAUUCAACGCGUAAUUACGUGGAUAAGGAUUUAAGAUAUCGUAAAACAACAUCGGAGAAGACAGCAUAUAGGCAGGAAUUGGAUAAAAUUGUUGAGGAGAAGCAAAGGCUGAAGUUUAAUGAGAAAUUUGGAAUUUCGCCAAAUCGUAAUCAAAACAGUCUUGAUCCGUUUUCGGACAACUGGGGGAAGCCUGGGCCGGGUGGAACACCAUGGAGGGAUCCAAAGAAUGUUGGUCAAAAUUUCAUGAAAUCUAUGGGAUGGACAACAAAAGACACGCUCAAGUCUAUCAACAAUGAAAUGAACUUCCCAAAACAGCAGCAGCAGUCAAUACAACAGCCCUAUUCAAAAUGUAAACCACAAGCCGGAGGUCAAACGUCAUGCUGCGAUCGAUGCUCAUGUGAAUGUGUAAGAAAAAUCGAAAGUACAAUAUUGAGAAGUCCAGGAAUAGCAAAAGAGAAUGAUGAACCAGUCAGAAAAUCACCAAAAAAGGCACCACAUUAUGCACUUCCACAGCAAUGUAAUAGACAGGAGCGUUUAGAGCCAUUACAACAAAUUUCACAACAGUCUUCCAAAAAUGCAAAGCCACAGCCUGUAAAAAAGCUAUCAAAGACAAAUCUUAUUAGUGGCGGUGUUGAAUUAGUUCCACUACUUGCCAAGAGACGUGAAGAUCGUCCAAUAUCGUUGUCUACUACGGACAUAACAAAGUACAAAAUCAAUAAAAGUAGCGGGCAGGAUGGAAAUCCAGAAUACUUAAGUGACUUGGAACGUCAGAUAAUUAAUAGGAAUCGAUUACGUCAGCUCUCAAAAGAACGUGACAUUGAAAGCUGUCGAGAACAUUUUGCCAAUUUUGAUCGGUUUUGGGGACGUCCAGGAUGCGGAGCACCACAACAGAACAAGAACAAAAUGAAUUUGGACAAUUUGCUUUACAAUGCGCCAAUGUUCGAGAUCUAUCAACACGAAUAUUAA